Messenger RNA from Peromyscus californicus insignis, 1382 nucleotides. RefSeq names its product EGF like domain multiple 7 (gene Egfl7). The transcript has 10 exons. Gene Ontology annotation, molecular function: calcium ion binding; signaling receptor binding. NCBI's taxonomy places the organism in Eukaryota, Metazoa, Chordata, Mammalia, Rodentia, Cricetidae. Gene Ontology annotation, cellular component: extracellular region; cell surface. Bases 295 to 1119 code for a protein of 274 amino acids. The record is from RefSeq and is a predicted model, not a curated record. Gene Ontology annotation, biological process: anatomical structure development.
GUGCACCAGCAGGCUGCUGUGCAGGCCCCAAGGAAGGCUGAAGCUGAGAGGACAGGCGGGCAGACCUGAAGAGGGGUCUUGGGCAGCAGAAGCUCCCUUGAAGGGCAGGGUGGCUCAUGGAGGCAGCAGAGAUGGCCACGGCCAGGCCUGGGCGGCAUCAGCCUCCAGCAGCAGCAAGACGCAGGCUGUUCCAUCUGCUCAUAAGGACGUCUGCCACCAGUACCCAGGGGAUGAGUGAAGACCGGACCACAGGCCACCAAAAGAAGAAGGCUACCCCACUUAGAGACGCAGACCAUGUGGGGCUCCCUAGAGCUGCUUGUGGCAUGGUGUCUAGUGUUGGCGGCUGGUGGUACUGAGCAUGUCUACAGGCCCAGCCGCAGAGUGUGCGCCGUGGGGGUUUCCGGAGGCUCUGUCUUGGAGUCCUAUGUGCAGCGUGUGUAUCAGCCUUUCCUCACCACUUGCGAUGGACACCGAACCUGCAGCACUUACCGAACCAUCUACCGGACUGCCUAUCGCCGCAGCCCUGGGCCGACUCCCACCCGGCCUCACUAUGCCUGCUGCCCUGGUUGGAAGAGGACCAGCGGGCUCCCCGGCGCUUGUGGAGCAGCAAUAUGCCAGCCUCCAUGUGGGAAUGGAGGGAGUUGCAUCCGCCCAGGCCACUGCCGCUGCCCUGUGGGAUGGCAGGGAGAUACUUGCCAGAUAGAUGUGGAUGAGUGCAGUACCGGAGAGGCCAGUUGUCCCCAGCACUGUGUCAAUACUGUGGGCAGUUACUGGUGCCAGUGCUGGGAGGGGCAGAGCCCAUCUGCAGAUGGGAGGCACUGUCUGCCCAAGGAGGGGCCCCCCCUGGUGGCCCCAAACCCCUCAACAGGCGUGGACAGCAUGGUGAGGGAGGAGGUGCACAGGCUGCAGUCCCGGGUUGAUGUGCUGGAGCAGAAACUGCAGUUGGUGCUGGCCCCACUGCACAGCCUGGCCUCUCGGGCUACAGAGCAUGGGCUACAGGACCCUGGCAGCCUGCUGGCCCACUCCUUCCAGCAGCUGGACCGCAUUGAUUCAUUGAGUGAGCAGGUCUCCUUCUUGGAGGAGCAGCUGGGGUCCUGCUCUUGCAAAAAAGAUCUGUGAUAGUAUCUCACCACCCAGGUUGGACUGAGAUGCCACCCUUACAUCCCCUUCCAGCCGGAGUUCAGGUGCUAUCUGGUGGCGCCUGUGAGCAGAAGGCCCUGCUUGUCUGUCCCUCUUUCUUAGGAGGCUCCUAGGACUUGGGCCUGGGGGGUGGGGUCUUGUGACUCUGCCAAUGGGGCUUUCCAGAAAAGGUACGAGAGCACCCUGUCCAGAGGUGAGGAAGGGGUUGUCUCUAGCUUUGUCAUAAUAAAGCCUGGACUUCA